Molecule: messenger RNA, 1473 nt
Organism: Orbicella faveolata
Lineage: Eukaryota; Metazoa; Cnidaria; Anthozoa; Scleractinia; Merulinidae
Product: G protein-coupled receptor-associated protein LMBRD2-like
Cellular component (GO): membrane
Source: RefSeq, a predicted model, not a curated record
ACUUCUGAGCUUCAGGGAACAUUUAUAGAAUCCAGGCUCCUCUUUUUCCAUUCAUAAGUGGAAAAGGAGGCACUGUCAGAGAACAUGCGAUAAAGCUCGCACUGAUAUUAGAUCUGUGUAGUAUGCUCAUUACGAUUAGUCAGUGUUCGACCGUCAGCGAGAGAACAUCUCAGUUCGGACUGUAAAGAUAUGGAUCAACGGUUGCGCCGUCUGGGACCGCAUUUCCAAAGAGCUCUAUGAGGUGCCUUGUAUCCAGCCUCUACGCUUACGUAACAAGGUUACCAGUUCCCAGUCCCUGCCGAGUGCAAGCUUUGAUCACCGGUCAGUUGAGGAUCUUCCGUAAUGUAAUCAAACAUUUUUGGCUCGUUUCUUGGCCUUUUUGGGACUACAGGCUCGAAACUCUGUUGCUUUGUAACCCAAGGUGUUCCAAGAUGAGUGCUGCACCGUUUACAGUGGAGAUGAUCUUUGUGUUUCUUCUGACAUUGUGUCUUCUUCAUCAGUAUGGAAAUUGGCGAAAGCAACAUUGGCUGGUGACCAUAGCAGUCUUCAUUGCUUGGUAUUUCUCAUUCCUAAUUGUUUUCAUCCUUCCUUUAGAUGUUUCAGCGACGUUCUACAGAAAAUGUUUGAAAGAUGCUCAAGUGAACUCACGACAUAAGAGAGAGAUUUUGUCGAACACUUCUUCAAAUUUCUCGGAGAGUAACUCAAGCCAGACUACUUCGUCAAACUGCGAGAAACCCUGGAGUUAUUUACGGGAACAUGUUCUUCCAGAUCUUUGGCGGGUAGUUUACUGGUCUUCUCAGAUACUUUCUUGGUUUAUCCUUCCUAUUAUGCAGUCCUACUCAUAUGCGGGUGACUUUACUGUGCGGGGUAAAAUCAAAACAGCACUGUAUGAGAAUGCACUAUGGUAUGGCAGCUAUCUCGUCAUCUUUGGUAUCCUUCUGAUCUACGUUAUUGUGAAGCCUGAACUACAUUUAGAUGGAACAUAUUUGAAAAUCAUUGGAAUCACUGCAUCUAACACUUGGGGAUUGUUGCUUCUGGUGUUCCUUAUGGGGUAUGGUUUGGUAGAAGUGCCACGCACUACAUGGAACACUGCUCGGCUGGAGUUCCAGAUGGCUCAUGCUUACUUCAAAAUAUCAAAACUUAGUGUGGAAAGGGAAGAGGCGGAGGAACAAUUGUCAGAAGUAUUGGAGGAAGUAAGUCGGGCAUCAGAAGUUUUACGUUACAGACAUCCCCUUAGAAAGCACCUUGAAGUUAUCAUUAAGAAGUUCCCAGAAUCUUCGCAGUCCAAUUUUAACAGAGGAACUGAUGACUAUGUUGAUUACGAGGAUUACCUGAAGGAGACUGGGAGUAGAAUCACUGAGACCUACACAGAGAAAAGCUUAGCAAAACUUCACAAGAGGGUGAUUACCAUCACUCACACAUGGAAACGCACACAAUGGUGAGCAGAUAGAUAAUUUAAUUAACAAUAUUAUU